This is a messenger RNA of Raphanus sativus (radish), 1567 nucleotides long. RefSeq names its product cytosolic sulfotransferase 18. The transcript has a single exon. Lineage: Eukaryota; Viridiplantae; Streptophyta; Magnoliopsida; Brassicales; Brassicaceae. Gene Ontology annotation, molecular function: aromatic desulfoglucosinolate sulfotransferase activity. Bases 212 to 1249 code for a protein of 345 amino acids. Gene Ontology annotation, cellular component: cytoplasm. The record is from RefSeq and is a predicted model, not a curated record. Gene Ontology annotation, biological process: sulfation.
CGGAAGCUUCUAGACGAGUGGUUGAUCGGGUACGUUGUGUUGUGUCGGCAGCAAAGACAAAAGUAUUUCACGGAAGCUAAUGGUCGACUGGUUGAAAACCCUUGCUCCAUGAUACGUAAUCACACAAAUUGUAACGCUUCAAUAUAAAACCCAAUCUUAGUGGUCCAAACACAGAAACAAUACGAUCCUCUACCCUCUCUAUAUAUCUCCAAUGGAGUCAGCAACCUUAACCGAGACAAAGUCACCGAACCUCGACCUGACCGUGAUAGAGGCAUCAACAGAGUUUGGGAAGAAUCGGAAACGGUACCAAGACCUCAUCGCCACGUUUCCUCACGAGAAAGGCUGGAGACCUAAAGCUCCCUUGGUUGAAUACGGUGGCCACUGGUUUAUACAGCCUCUCCUUGAAGGCUGCCUUCACGCGCAAGAGUUCUUCCAAGCGCGACCCAUUGACUUCCUCGUCUGUAGCUACCCAAAGACAGGAACCACUUGGCUCAAAGCUCUCACUUCCGCCAUCGCCAACAGAUCUCGCUUCGACGAUUCCUCAAACCCUCUCCUGAAACGUAACCCUCACGAGCUUGUUCCCUUCAUCGAGAUCGAAUUCGCUUUCUUUCCUCAACUUGAUGUUCUCAAAGACGAAGGGAACACUCUCUUUUCGACUCACAUGCCGCACGGGUUACUACCCGAAUCGGUUUCGAAAUCGGGUUGUAAGAUGGUUUACAUAUGGAGAGACCCAAAGGACACUUUCAUCUCCAUGUGGACUUUCUUCCAAAAGCAAAGGGUAGACAAUGGCCCUCUCAACAGUCUUGAGGAGUCUUUUGAUAUGUUCUGUAGAGGUCUUUCCGGCUAUGGUCCUUAUCUGGAUCAUGUCUUGUCGUACUGGAAAGCUUACCAAGAAAAUCCAGAUCAGAUCUUGUUCCUCAAGUAUGAGACGAUGAGAGCUGAUCCUUUGCCGUAUGUGAAGAAAUUAGCUGAGUUUAUGGGUUAUGGAUUCUCAGCUAAGGAAGAGAAGGAAGGGGUUGUUGAGAAAGUUGUGGAUCUUUGCAGCUUCGAGACGUUGAAGAAUCUUGAACCCAACACAGGGGAGAAAGACAGAGAGGACCGUCCUUGUCUUUAUGUGACUAGUGCCUACUUCAGGAAGGGAAAUGUAGGAGAUUGGCAGAACUACCUGACUCCGGAGAUGGUAGCUCGAAUUGAUGGAUUGAUGGAAGAGAAAUUCAAGGGCACCGGUUUGCUUGAACAUGGUAAGUAACCGGUUCUUGGUUCGAGCGAUGAUGGAUCCUUUAUAUGCUUGUGUUUACAGCAGAAGUUGGUUUCUUUUUCUCAUUGGUAUGCAUUAAGUUAAUAAUAAGUAUUGUAACUAGGAAAAAUAAUUUUGUUUGUGUAGCCAAUCGUCUUUGGCUACAUAUGCAUCAAGUUAAGAUAAGUAUUGUAUCUAGGAAAAAGAAUUUGCGUCCUUAGCCAAUCAUCUUUGGCUGAUGUGUGCAAAGUCUUGAUCUACUGCUGCAACCUUGUAUUUCAAACUCGUAUCUAUUUAUGCAGAUAAUAAAGCUAUGCGAUUAUACCAAAA